AUGCCUCCAUUUUCCAGCGAGGACAUCCCGGACCUCCGACACCAAGUAAUCAUCGUCACAGGAGGCAACGCAGGUGUUGGAUAUGAGACCGUUCGGCAGCUGAGCCAGCACAAUCCGGAGCGCAUUUAUCUCGCCGCUCGAUCGAAAGAGAGGGCCACAGAAGCCAUCAAACGCUUGCAGGAGGCGCACCCCGAGGGAGCCGAUAUCCAAUUCCUACAGCUCGAUCUUGCAUCAUUCGACAGCGUCAAAGCAGCUGCUGCAACAUUUCUUAGUCGGGAGACCCGCUUGGACAUUCUUGUCAACAAUGCCGGGAUCAUGAUGACGCCCGAGGGACUCACGAAGGAGGGCUACGAGAUACAAUUUGGAACAAAUGUCAUGGGCCCCGUGUUAUUCACCCAACUUCUAAUGCCCGUCUUGCGAAGGACAGUCAAAAUAAAUCCUCAGACUCGCAUGGUGAUGCUUAGUUCUGCUGCCCACGCCCGCGCCCCCAGCGAUGUCUACAAGUUCGACGAGCUUCGCUCAACAGCAUCCCACCGACAUACUACGCAGCGGUAUACCAUGUCAAAACUUGCGGAUCUCCACUAUGCCCAAGCAUUGGCCGAGCGAGAACGGGAGGUCAAAAUUAUUCCCGUCCACCCUGGCAUGGUGGCAACUAAUCUUCACCACGCGGCAACUGGCAUCUUUCUUAAGCCCUUCCUUUACGCCGCCGUUGGCCUAUUUGCAACACCCGUCGAAAGGGGGGCGCUCUCUCAAAUAUUCGCUGCUGUGAGUCCUGAUGUCAAAAGCGGACAGUACUAUGGGCCUGUCGGAAAGGUGGAAUCAGGUUCAAAGCUUGCCCAAGAUCACGGCCUGCGGGAGACGUUGUUUAACUGGGUCCAGGGGCAGCUCGAGGGGCAUGUCGAGACACUAUAUUAG
Aspergillus versicolor CBS 583.65 is the source of this 915-nucleotide messenger RNA. RefSeq lists its product as uncharacterized. Gene Ontology annotation, molecular function: oxidoreductase activity. The record is from RefSeq and is a predicted model, not a curated record. Lineage: Eukaryota; Fungi; Ascomycota; Eurotiomycetes; Eurotiales; Aspergillaceae. Bases 1 to 915 code for a protein of 304 amino acids. The transcript has a single exon.